AUUUUUUUUCCUUUGCAAAAUUUGUAUUAUUUCAGAUGACACCAGCACCCAGAAAAAAGAAUUCACACAGACGAGAAACAGGAGAUAAUCAACAAACAUUUAAAAAAAAUUUCAAAUCAAAUUCAGAAACUAAUGUAAUUGAAAAUAAAGAUACUGUGAAUAUUCAAGAAGUAUGUUCAGAUACUAGUAAGGAAGGGAAAAGAUAUGCUAAGAGAACCGUUGAAAGCAAUUGGUCUAAAUAUGAAGAACCUGCCAUAAAUCCGUUAGCUGAUCAAUUGCGGGGAGUUGAUUUUGAAGUAGCUUUGAGCUAUUCCGGAGGUUCUGAAUCUCAGUUGCAGUUACAAAAUGAGAAAGAUUGGGAUGAUAUAAGUAGCUAUGAAAAGUAUGUUGCUAUAGAUUUUCAAGAUUUAGCACUGGCAAUAAAGUGCAUUCCUUUCCAUAACAGAUUUAAUUUGCCUGAGGAUAUUUUUAAUGAACAACAAGUAUCAGGUUUUUGUGCUAGUGCGGCAGGUUCAAGAAAAUUAUAUGAAACAAAUCUGUCAAAUGUUGGGAAAAAGCUAGUAGAAAUUCAACCUGUGGAAAGCCAGAAUCUCAUUGAAAGCUGUGAAGCAGAAGAAAUAGAAGAUAGUAUUACCAAACCGUUUGCAAUAGAAGAGAAAACAGAAAAUAUGUUAGAAUCAUUAGCUUCCACUUUAUCAUUGAAGAAUUGGAUACAAGAAACAACUGAUAAUGUAAAUAUUAAACCAAAGGAAGAAACUUCAAAGGCUGCUGAUGAUUUAGAUUUCCUGCUAUCCUUAAGCAUUACACCAAAAAGUGUAGUGAAUGAUGAAAAGGUUAUCGAAAAAAAGAGUCCAAAUGUUGAUGACUGGUUGAACAGUAUUCUUGAUGAUUAACAGAGAAAUAAAUUUUUGAAAAGUACAUUUCUCAUAUAGUCUAAUGGAGCAAUUGUAUUAUUGGAAAAAUAUUUAAUGUUGGCAUUUAUAUAAAAUGAUAUUUAAUAAAUUAUUGAUGAUAAAA
Molecule: messenger RNA, 1017 nt
Organism: Stegodyphus dumicola
Lineage: Eukaryota; Metazoa; Arthropoda; Arachnida; Araneae; Eresidae
Biological process (GO): negative regulation of G2/M transition of mitotic cell cycle
Source: RefSeq, a predicted model, not a curated record